AAAGAAAACUCUGUUGUAAUAUUUUAUGAGACGUUGUAGUAAUAAGUUUUUAAAAUUUUAAUGUCAAUAAGACAAGAAACCACACCUUUUAAAUGGAGUUUUGGCAAGAGUAAAUUCUAAAAAAUGUGUUCUUCCUACUGGAAUCAAGCAGUAGAUAUCUUUAUGUCUGAUCGUUUCUGUCUCUACAGGAACAUAGCAGCUGUCAUUGGUACUGCUUAUGUACUUCGUUUCUUAUUAAAGAAGUUGUGGGCACUGAGUGGUGGGUUUUGUGCUUAUUUCUUAGCUCCUUGGGGCAUAUCAAGAAUUAAUAUAAAGAAAUAUGGCUCGUGGGCAGUUGUUACUGGAGCAUCUGAAGGAAUCGGAAGAGGAUAUGCUCUUGAGCUAGCAAGGCAAGGUCUGAACGUAGCCAUAAUGAGUCGCUCAAGAGAAAAACUAGAAAAAGUUGAGGAAGAGAUCAGAUCAAAGUAUAAUCGUGAUGUUCGUGUGAUACCAGUUGAUUUCAGUGAAGGACAAAGUGUCUAUGAUGAUAUACAAGCAGAGAUAUCUGAUCUGGAUAUUGCUAUUUUAGUUAAUAAUGUUGGUACUGGUAUUGGUGGUGAAUCAUAUUUUAGUCAAGUUGAUCCAUUACGACAUCGUAAAGUUAUUGAGCUCAACUGUCAGUCAAUGAUACAAAUGACUCACCUUGUUCUGCCCAAGAUGUUGGAAAAAAAGAAAGGGAUUAUUGUUAACAUUGCUUCUAUACUAUGUUUGUUUCCUGUACCAUUAUCCACUGUCUACUCUUCAUCAAAAAUAUUUGUUCUUCAUUUCUCAACUGCACUUCAAACUGAAUAUAAAAGCAAAGGGAUUAUAGUUCAGUGUAACUCACCUGGUUAUGUUGCUACUCAACUUGUUGGAUUGAAGAAAGCAACAUGGUGGGCAGUUGAUCCUGUUGCCUAUGGACGAUCUUCUGUUGCAACUAUAGGACUACAGCAUCAUACUAAUGGUUGUCUAUACCAUGUGAUACAAGCAUUUGUACUUAAGUUGCUACUGGGACAGAAAACAUCUAUCAAUGUAAUGAAAGUUUGGGGGAAAAUAAAGCAAAAAUGGGCAAAAUAAUGAACUAUUCAUAGUAUGUUGUAUGACACUUCAAAGUUUAAAUCAAAUCUAUUAAAUCAUGCAAAUUUAAAUAGCCACACCUUCAG
Molecule: messenger RNA, 1181 nt
Organism: Amphimedon queenslandica
Lineage: Eukaryota; Metazoa; Porifera; Demospongiae; Haplosclerida; Niphatidae
Product: very-long-chain 3-oxoacyl-CoA reductase-like
Exons: 10
Coding region: 124-1095 (323 amino acids)
Cellular component (GO): endoplasmic reticulum
Molecular function (GO): oxidoreductase activity
Source: RefSeq, a predicted model, not a curated record